CCUUUUCCAAUGUGUUGUGAGUCUGCUGGUAGCAAAACCUCACAUUACUGCACAUUACAGUUCAUUAUUUAAAUCAAGCGACCGUGGUCUUAAGAAGGGCUGUAUAUUGCGGAAUACCAUGUCAGACACGGAGACCAAGCCCUCAAGUGAUGGAGGCGAGAAGAAAGAUGGAGAAUAUAUUAAACUGAAAGUGAUCGGUCAGGACAACAGCGAAAUUCACUUCAAAGUGAAGAUGACGACACAUUUAAAGAAGCUGAAGGAAUCCUACAGUCAGAGACAGGGAGUACCCAUGAACUCUCUAAGGUUUCUUUUCGAGGGGCAGAGAAUUGCAGAUAACCAGACCCCCAAAGAGGUACAGUACAUACUUCCAUGAGUAAAACUGCAACAG
This is a messenger RNA of Sinocyclocheilus grahami, 388 nucleotides long. Its product is annotated as small ubiquitin like modifier 1. Gene Ontology annotation, molecular function: protein binding. The transcript is spliced from 4 exons. The record is from RefSeq and is a predicted model, not a curated record. Bases 119 to 373 code for a protein of 84 amino acids. Lineage: Eukaryota; Metazoa; Chordata; Actinopteri; Cypriniformes; Cyprinidae.